AACAAGAAGGGAACGGAGCGUGUCUGUGCGCUUAUAAUCUAGAGAUUCCAAAACAGCUGAUUUCUGCAUUUUCUAAGAAAGAAUUCCAACUCAUCAUGCCUGAGUUGUUGAUUCAAAAUGAAGGCUCUAAUGGAGCUGAAGGACUUCCUCCUUCACCCCCAGAACAGGAACGUAAAUCCUUGGCCGAGAUGAUCAAUCGUAGGAUUGCCAGUAGGGACCCCUGGUUCUCCCUCGAAUUCUUCCCUCCCAGAACAAACAAUGGAGCUAUCAAUUUGAUCAGCAGGAUUGAACGUAUGAAUGAGGGACAACCACUUUUCUGUGACAUCACGUGGCAUCCAGCAGGUGACCCAGGAAACACCCAGAAGGCCACUAGCUCCACAUGUAUGGCUGCCACCAUGGUAAACUAUUGCUGUGUGGAGACCAUGCUUCACAUCACAUGUGGACGACAGACAGAGCAGGAAAUCAAAUCUAACCUAAAGAACGCAAAAGAACUGGGAAUCAGGAACCUACUGGCACUUCGAGGAGACCCACCAGAUGGUGGAGAUUCGUGGACACACCAGGACGACGGCUAUAACUAUGCCACAGACAUGGUUCGACUGAUCAAACAAGAGCAUGGUGAUGAUUUCUCCAUUUGUGUAGCUGGUUACCCCACGGGCCAUCCAGAGUGUACUUCAUACCAGGAGGAUUUACGUCAUCUGAAAGCCAAGGUGGAUGCUGGGGCAGAUUUCAUAAUCACACAGCUGUUCUUUAAGGCCUCAACCUUCUUACAGUUUGUCAAGGACUGUAGAAACAUUGGAAUCAACUGUCCAAUCAUCCCAGGAGUCCUCCCCAUACAGGCAUACCAAUCUCUACGUCACAUUGUGAAACUGUCAAGGUUAGAAGUUCCCCAAGAGAUUAUUGACACCAUUGAGCCAAUUAAAGACAAUGAUGAAGCUAUUCGUAAUUAUGGUGUGGAACAGGCAGUACAGAUGAGCAGGGACCUCCUCAAUAGUGGGGAAGUGUAUGGUCUACAUAUUUACACACUCAACAGAGAAGUGGCCACCAUAGAAAUUCUCAAGAGACUAGGAAUGUGGAAGGAAGAUCCACAGAGAGCACUGCCAUUCAAAGUUACAGCAAAUCACAUGCGAUGUCGGGAAGAUGUUCGACCAAUAUUCUGGAGAUGCCGACCCAAUAGCUAUGUCCACCGCACUUCAAACUGGGACGAAUUCCCCAAUGGUCGUUGGGGUAACUCCUCUGCAGCUUCCUUUGGUGACUUGACAGACUACUACUUAUUUUACCUGAAGAAUCGGUCAUCCAGAGAGUCGCUGCUGAAGAUGUGGGGAGAUGAUUUGAGUUGUGAGCAGGAUGUUUGGGAUGUUUUCUACCAUUACAUCACAGGCCAGCCAAACAGUGGGGGUGUCAAGGUAUCAAGUCUACCAUGGCAGGAUGAUGAGCUGAGUGCUGAGACCAAUCUGAUUACAGAAAAGUUGGCGGCUAUCAACAAACGAGGUGUUCUGACUAUCAACUCCCAGCCAAACAUCAAUGCUGCUCCCUCCACCGACCCCAAAGUUGGAUGGGGAGACCCUAAUGGAUAUAUAUUCCAAAAGGCAUACUUGGAAUUCUUCACCUCAGAAAAAAAUGUAGCUGUGCUGAAAGAUGUUCUUCAAGGCUAUCCUCUUGUGAACUAUCACAUUGUGAAUUCCAAGGGUGAUGUGGAUUACACCAACUGUGACAUGACCCUGCCUAUUGCUGUAACCUGGGGAGUAUUCCCAGGCAAGGAGAUCAUACAGCCCACUGUUGUAGACCCGAUCGCCUUCAAGACAUGGAAGGAUGAGGCAUUUGCACUAUGGAAGGAGACCUGGGCAAACCUGUAUGAACCUGGGACAAACUCACACAACUUGCUCAACCAGAUCCAUGACAAUUACUACCUGGUGAACUUAGUGGACAAUGAGUUUCCUAAGGAUUCCUGUCUCUGGGAAAUUGUGGAGAAGAUGAUUCAGGACAGUACUAUGGUCUCACAGGAAGAUGUUGGCAUGGAAACAGGAAACGGACAUUAGAGAGAUUGCUGUCAUCCCAGUGUCCACUGUCCAGAGUAAAGAAAUGAACCUGAAGGUUUUAAAAACCAUAACAAAUUGGAAAGUGAUGAAUUAUCAUUCAAAUCAUAACCUGUUACAGGACACAGAAAACGAUGUUACCUUAAACAUUAUCAUUACACAUCUUCAUUAUGUUGCAAUAUUGGAAAAUAUUUUAUUACCAAAUCUAUGCUGAUGAAAAUUCCAUGAGAAAAGGCUAUUAAAUUGCCAUGAAAUUGCCAUGAAGAAGGCCAUGAAAUUGCCAUGAAUAUCAUGUAGAAUUAUGAAAAUGAUAAGGUUGUAUUUAUAGUAUUUACUCAUUUUUGCAACAAAAAUUAUUCCAUGGUUGAUAUUCUAAAUGUGAAAUUCUGUAUCCAUGAUUAUAAAAUAUUUCUCGUGAAGACAGUACAUGGCCAUGGUUAAUGUCUGGUAACAAACUGUUAUAAAGAAUAUUGACAAAUUAUUAUUGUCAUGAAUUCAGUGUUUGACAUAUCUUGUUCUAAUUGCUGUGUUUGGAGGUUAAAUACUCAUUGUACUCUAACAAUAUGUAUUUUGAAAUUUUAUAUUUUAUAUUUGAUAGUCACAUACUCAGACAUUUGCUUGUAAUCCAAUAUUCUCUUGAGGACAAUUACUAAUCUCUUAUAAUCAAAAAUCUUUUAAAAUCAAAUAAUCUCUGUUAUAUAUCAAACAUUAUUAUUGGAUCCAGAUAUUUCCAGACAUUUUCUUGUGAUCAAAUAUUCUCUUGAGAACAAAUAAUCUCUUAUGAUCAAAAAUAUCUUAAGAUCAAAUAAUCUCUGUUACAUUAUGAAUCAUUAUCAUAAUCAUUUGAUUCAAUGUGAAUGAUAUAGAUGUAUGAUGAACAGUUGACUAAUGAUCUGACAUUUUCACACCUUGACAGCUUUGUCAAGGUGUGAAAAUAUCAGAUGUCUGUAUCAGUAUGUACAUAAAGUUAUCUGUCAUCUGUUUAGCGUGAACUUUUCAUAUUUUCUACAAAAACUAAAAAGCACCUGAUUCACUAAAAAUCAAAAAAUUUGUUGUGCCCCUUCUCCCCCCGUUUAGCAGAUUUAAGGCUGUAGUCCAAAAGUAAACAAAAUCUAGCUAUUAAAAACAUAUAGCUUUUCCAUUAUAUGUAACUAAGGGCAUACAAUGCCUUCAUACCGAGUCCAUCAAACUACAAUGGCCACACCAAGGGUUUCCUCUAAGCCAUAAAGUGCAAAAAAUGAAAACAUUCUUGUGACAUAGAAAUAUGACUUCAUACUCAAUAGCUGUUUUAUUGGUCUCCAUUAGUUGGAAGCUUAACUGACACAGAUCCACAGUACAGUGAAAACAAACAUAACAAAAUCUUAAUUCUAACUCAUAAUUGAUAUAAUUGCAAUAUACAAACAAAAAGUAUAGAUUGGCAUGAGGACCCUUGACAAAGUACAAGGAACAUAAGACAGGUACAGGAAGGGUAAGCGCCUUCUGUUUGUCCGGGUCACAAUCACAAUCUCAAAUGAGAAUUAGGGUUGUGAUAAUCGAAAUUUGUGGAAUUUUUUCUCUAUUAUUAUGUUGGGUUGGUUUCAAAUGUUAACCAACAAAAUGGUGUACAUAAUGUUUGGGACUCUGAGGCCAACAAAAUGGUGUACAUAAAAUAUAAUGUUUGGGACUCUGAGGCCAACAAAAUGGUGUACAUAAUUUUAGGAACUCUGAGGCCCUUGAACCUAUUGUAAAGUUAUUAGUAUAAAUAAUUAUCCGUAUAAACAAAUCAAGAUACAGUACAUAUUGCAAUAGAGGUGUUGUACAGCUCACAUUUUUCAAGCCAAAAUGUAAAUUUCAUUAUAGUCUAUUUUUAUGAUGACUAAUGAUUCACUAGACCAAUUCUUAUUCUGACACUGCAUGGUGAAGCCGCAUGGUGAAUUGUAACUACACUGGAAUCCUAAGGUUUUCUGGAAGGCUACUUUAUACAAUUUUUGUCUUGCAGAAGUAAAUUUCACACUUUUUAUUUCAUAUUUUUAUGUUCCAGGGUUUUACUAUUAUGACUUUGUCACGUUUUGUUAUAUGAAAUAUGAAGAGUUCUAUGCAUUACAUUUACUGAGUAAUGUAUCAGAUGUUUUAUGGAUGUUGUAUUUCGAUAAGUUUGUCAGAAUUUAAUCUAUUUUGUGGUAUACAGAUACCUGGGGAUCAUAAGCUGCAUCAGGAACACUGUGUACAUUAUAUGUCAUAACUUUUAUGUAGUUUAUUAGUACAUGUGUAUUUACAUUGAAUUGCAAUGAAUUUAAAUUUAUUAUACACUUAGAAUUUUUUUUUUUUUCAUUGCAUAAUUUUAACAUUGCAUAAUUUUUACAUGUACUUGUAUGUUGUAUAUUUUGUUGUUGAUUCUUUUAAAUGUUUUUUAUUUAAGUAUAACAAUGAAACUGGAUUUAACAUGUAAAUAUUUCAUGUUGUACCUCCACAUGUAAUAUAUAUGUGGUGUGUAUGUCCCGUCUGUAAAUAUUUAAUGUUGGACCUCCACAUGUAAUAUAUAUGUGGUGUGUAUGUCCUGUCUGUUCCUUACACUGCUGGGAUAUACAAUGUACCUGAAGCUAGUUUGUAUAUAGAUGUAGUCAAAGAUCAAAGCUACUAAAAAUACAAUAUCACUGUGUAUUAAGGAGGACAUGGAUUUUGAAAAUCUUUCUAGAAUUUCACUGAUUGAAAAAAAAAAAUGAUAGACAGCCAUAUUGGAUUUAUGUAAUGAUUUUUUUUUUUAUAUAAUUCUUUCCCAAGUUUAUUUGUAGGUUCUUUUUAUACACCUGUAAAUGAUAGGUCAUGGUAUACCCUGCGCUGUCCGUAUGUACGUCCAUCUGUCUGCUAACUCUUCCUUGUUAGCACUCUCUUACUUUUAUUUAUCAACAGAUUUUUAUGAAUCUUGCUACAAAUAUUCCAUGACACAAUAGCUCAAGUGAAUUCGUGUUACAGAAUUCUAUGAUUACUUUUAGCAGAGUAACGCCCCUUUUAUUGCCAAAUAUGGGCAUUGUGUAGAAAAUGAAAGAUUUUUUUUUUAUUUCUGAUUCAAUUCCUCUAUUUUUUGAUUACUACAACAAGAAGAAACUAUGUUCAACAUAUAUUAGGGUUUUUUUAUAUGCCCAUCAACCACACUACAUUUUCCUGUGGUAACUUUUCCAGUGACGGGCGUAUCAUGCUCCCGCUUGCACAGCUCUUGUUGCCAUUAGUUGUGCAUGUUCAAUUUUUAGACGGAUCAGAAUAGAUAAUAAUGAGGAAGGAGGAGAAAAGUAUAGAUAAGGUAAACUUACAUAAAACCAAGAAUAAAGAUCGUCCGAUGCUAAUUAAUGUGGUCCAUUAAACCAAGAAUAAAGAUCGUCCGAUGCUAAUUAAUGUGGUCCAUUAAACCAAGAAUAAAGAUCGUCCGAUGCUAAUUAAUGUGGUCCAUUAAACCAAGAAUAAAGAUCUUCCGAUGCUAAAUAAUGUGGUCCAUUAAACCAAGAAUAAAGAUCGUCCGACGCUAAUUAAUGUGGUCCAUUAAACCAAGAAUAAAGAUCUUCCGAUGCUAAUUAAUGUGGUCCAUUAAACCAAGAAUAAAGAUCGUCCGACGCUAAUUAAUGUGGUCCAUUAAACCAAGAAUAAAGAUCGUCAGAUGCUAAUUAAUGUGGUCCAUUAAACCAAGAAUAAAGAUCAUCCGAUGCUAAUUAAUGUGCUCCAUUAGUUUUAACCUGGCCCCAACUAAAUCUGUAUAAAGGGAGGUGGUGGCUCCACUGGUGCCGGAGGGGUGGGACCCAAUAGGGGAAAUUGAGGUAAAUCCUUAAAAUUCCUUCUAGGGCUGAACGCAUUUUGAUAAAAUUUGGUCUGAAGCAUUAUUAGAUUAAGAAGAUCUAACAUUGUAUAAAUGGACGAUGUUGUUCCCUUAGGGAAAGUGGGUUUGGUCCAAUAGGAGAAAUAGAGGUACAUGUAUAUCUUUUAAAUUGCUACUAGUUCUGAAGAAAUGGUUUGAAGAACUAGUAUAAACCAAGGAUGUUGCACUCUUUCGGCGAAAGAAAGGGGCCCAAUAGGCAAAAUAUAGCAAAAAAAAAAUUCAGAAUUUUUUCAAGAAUGACAGGGUUUGGUCCACUUGUAGUUUGGACCAUUGUUGGGAGAAGCAGUUUAAAGGAAGGAAAAUAUUUGAAAUAUUACAUAUAUAUAAGUAUUUUGUCAUAAUUACUGAAAUAUCCAGGUGAGUGAUGCAGGCCCUCUCGGCCUCUUGACUUUCCUGUAUACUCAUCAAACCUCCAUAUCUAAGAUGGUCUCUUUAUUUUGACCCUACAUUAUACAUACAUCUCUAUUGUUCUGAAUACAUAUUUGGUAAAUUCAGUUACAAUUUGUAGUUUAAAAAAGGGUUGGUAUGAUUAUCAUAUUAUUUUAUCAAAAUGAGGUCUAUAGUGCACUUUUCUGAGACUUGAAAAAUUAAGAUACAAUUCCAAGAUGUUGACAAGUAUGUGAUUAAUACUUUGAUCUAUGAUCUACAACAUUUUGUCAAGUAAGUCACAGAAGGAGUAAUUAUAGUGUAAGUGUGUCCAAAAUAAAAAAUCUUUCUGCAAUAUGAACUUGGUACCUGUAAUACAUUGAUAUACAAGGUUUCCCAUUAUCAAUAUUUUUUAAACAGGAUUAUGAAAGUUAUAAAAAUGUGAAUAAAUGGUGUGUUAAAUGUA
Messenger RNA from Pecten maximus, 6709 nucleotides. Its product is annotated as methylenetetrahydrofolate reductase-like. Lineage: Eukaryota; Metazoa; Mollusca; Bivalvia; Pectinida; Pectinidae. Bases 96 to 2036 code for a protein of 646 amino acids. The transcript is spliced from 11 exons. The record is from RefSeq and is a predicted model, not a curated record. Gene Ontology annotation, cellular component: cytosol. Gene Ontology annotation, molecular function: FAD binding; methylenetetrahydrofolate reductase [NAD(P)H] activity. Gene Ontology annotation, biological process: tetrahydrofolate interconversion.